This is a messenger RNA of Chilo suppressalis (striped riceborer), 3238 nucleotides long. The record is from the annotation of a GenBank genome assembly. NCBI's taxonomy places the organism in Eukaryota, Metazoa, Arthropoda, Insecta, Lepidoptera, Crambidae.
CUUAUGCGCCAAGAUAAAAUCAGGUGAUUACCAUUGUGCCACAUUAAAGUAUAAUUGUCAAUAUUUAAUACUCAGUUGUUAAGCGGCAGUCGAAAAUGGCGGUGGAAUAUAUGUUUUGCCUUUUACUACUGGUGGGAUUGGCCCAGGCUGUUCCCACUGUAAGUAAAGGCGAACCUGCCAUCAUCGAAGAAAUCCGCGAAUCCACGGGUCUCUCCAGAAUCGUAGCUGGUUGGCCAGCGCAAGAUGCUCAGAUUCCCUACCAGAUUAGUCUGCGUAUGGUGAAUAGCAUCGGUGGAGUAUCCUCAUGCGGCGGGUCCCUGAUACACCACCGAUGGGUUAUCACAGCUGCCCAUUGCGUCGCCAACCGGCACAUGUUCGUGGUGCGUUUAGGCCUCACCAAUCUCACCACGCCAGACAUAAUAGUAGAAACCAACCUCAAAUAUAUCCAUCCGGAAUACGAUGAGAUCCGUGCUGGUGUCCAGACUGAUGACAUCGCACUCCUCGGCUUAAAUCAUCACAUGACAUACACUCGUUAUAUCCAACCAAGCCGGCUCCAGAACUCAGGACAGAAGGCAGAGAAUUACCUAGGUAGACGGUUUGUCGUCAGCGGCUACGGGCGUACCGAUGAUCUUUGGAAUGGUGGGACUGCUUCCGAAAUCUUGCUAUGGACCCACCUUCAAGGCAUCACAAACGAUGAAUGUCGUCGCUGGUAUGGCGGCAGCACCGUCAUCCAGGCGCAGACAGUCUGUGCCGAGUCCUACAACCACACUUCGCAAUCUUCCUGUCAGGGUGACAGCGGCGGCCCCCUUACCAUUGUGGACGCUGAUGGUAGGACCACUAUGGUAGGCAUUGUCAGCUUCGGCUCCUCAGCCGGUUGCAACAGUCCGUUCCCAUCGGCGUACGUGCGCCCUGACUACUACCACGAGUGGUACAGGGAAGUGACUGGCAUCGACUUCGACUGGAGCAGCGAGGACAUCGUCCCUCUACAGCCAGAAGAACCCUCCAAAAUAAAUUUUGUCUAAUUAAAUUAACAAAAUAAUGUUGAAUUCAGUUUGUUGAUGAUGAGAAUGUUGAAAUAUAUUCAGUUUCAAUUAUUACUUAUUUUAUUACUAUUUUGUUUUUUAAUAAAAUUUUAUUAAAAUUUGUAUCACCACACCACAUCCAUCUCUGGAGGCGGACGUGUAAUGUUGCAUCUCUUUUUACUGAUGGAAACACCAGGGGUGAUGGUUUCCGGAAAGGGAGUCGAUAACCUUUUAUGAUUUUUAAUGGUAGAUUGUUUUGAGACACGUUUUGCUGAGCCACGUUUGACUGAGAAAAACCUGCCGUUUGUGACUUGUGUGAUUGAAUUUUUUUUUGGAAAUAUUUACUUUGAGGGUAGUUAUUAUAAUAUGAUCCCACACACUGAGGUGACGGAAAUCGAAAAGUCGUCAGUGAAGGGGCGUGACUAGCCGGCUAUGUAAUACUAUAACUGGAAAGGAAAUAUUGCCUGGGUUUCAGAAGGUUAAGUAGUUGUCUGGACGGCAGUUCAAACGUCCCAAUUAAUUCACUAUUGAGGACACCAGACCACAAGUUAACACUGAAACGAUGUUGGCACGUUGAAGCUCUCACUUCGUGUGGAUUUUCAGUUGCCCACGUGUGGUAACUAUGAAUAUUAAAUAUUGCAGAUCGCUCAAAUCGUGACUCAUCUGACCAUAACAAAAAUCCAGGCUCCUCUUUGCUCUUUUUGUAACAUUGUUUGGCAAAAAUCAAUGCGCUAUUGCCGGUCUGUAGGAAGUAAAGCUUGUAGAACGUGUGGUAUCCUUCAUCGUGAAGAAACGCUUGGAUAGAAAUCCUUGGGAUGUUCAGAGUACGAGCCAUACUUCACGUACUCGUGGACGGAUUUCGCUGAACUUCUUCCAGCACCAUUUCUCUACGAUCCGGGUCAGCUCUAGGGAUUCCUUCACGACUGCCGUGUCGACCAGUAAUGCGGCCUGCCUUUUAGGUAUUGUGAUGGUCGGGAGUCACGACGUUGAAGUUGUUCGCGAUACAAUCGGGCUGCUUAACGGCCGUUUCCUCGUGCAACUCCAUAAAAAUAAUACAUUUCUGCAUAUUCACUUAACGUGUAACUCAUCUCUUACACUUCCAAGUAAACAAAGUCCAAUUCAAAAUGCAAAACACAGUCCAGUAAACGAGCAAAAUAGUCAAAUAAGAAGGCAGCGGGGUCCGUGGGCAAAGCGAGUAUGGUAAAGACAAAAUAGCGGCACUAGUAGCAAUAAAAACAAAGUGAGAACAACUGAGGUAAUUUGUUCUGCGUUGGCUUUGGUUGCAUGCUGCCCAUCUCCCACUGAGAAUCAGAGAUAUGGCAAGAAUUCUGUUUCUUAUAUUCUCGGUCCAUUGCAGUUAAAAGAGUUGCAGCCACGUUUACAAUAAAAAAAACUUAAAGUAAAGAAAAUAAACCUCGCAAUGUUUAAAUCCUAGCUUUCGUUUCCUGUAGUAAUUAUUGGGUAGUUAACAAACUAAUUAAAUAUAGGAACGAUAAAAUUACCAACUUUUUUUUUACAAAUGGCUAAUUUUAAGAAUUUUUCACCUCACUGUCUUUGUAGCCCCCCUAAAUAUUUUUUUUAAUUUUUAUGAAAGCUGAGUGUAGAGCGUAUUCUUAAGGGCUACUUAGGAACCAUGACGUCACCUGUUUACAUUUUUAAUUUAAAGGUGAAAAUUUAAAUCAUAAUGCAACGAACGUAAAUUUUUCACUUUGGAUCAACAUUUUCAUAACUUUUAUCAAAGUUACAAAGCUAAUUAUUUUAUGCAUAAAAGUACAACUUAAGAUAAUUCAGUUGCAAAAAAAUACGAAAAAGUCUUCCACUUUUUUUUAGGGUGAUUAUUCCCGAAAAUUCUGAAAAAAUUCAUAACUCGAAAACUAUAAAAAAAGUCGCGGAACAUACAUGGGGGUGAUUCGUAUACCCCACAAUACGAGGGACCGAAAUUUUUUUGACGUCAAUGUUCCGGCCAUCUGUAUAAACCAGGCCACUCAGAAAGUUUAUCGAAAAAAAAGGCUUUAUGUAUAAGACACUGGCCACUUGUAAUUAUUUUGAAAACGUGGAUUAUUUAAAAGUAAAAAUGAUAAAUUUAAAAAUCAAAAAACUCGACUGCUAAAAUAUUACUUCAUAUAAAAACUGAAAACAAGUCCAGUAGUCUAUAAUUCUGUUAAGUAAGGAACAAAGCUACUUUAACAGUCGGGACCCAUUAGAUAUUCAAGAAU